AUGGUGGAGCAGCAGGUGCUGGGCAUGGCGCAACAGAUGGAGGAUGCCCUGGAUGACGAGCUGCACAAGAUGAACAACAUGACGGAGGACGACCUGGAGGACAUCAGGCGGAAGCGCCUGGAGGCGAUGAAGGCUGGGCAGACCAAGCGCAAGGAGUGGCUGGCGAAGGGCCACGGCGAGCUGCGCAGCCUCGCGGACGAGAAGGAGUUCUUCGCGGAGAUGAAGGGCGAGGAUAAGAUGGUGGUGCACUUCUACCGCAACAACUGGCCGUGCAAGGUGAUGGACAUGCACCUCGACCUCCUCUCGAAGAAGCACCUCGAGACCAAGUUCGCGAGGAUCGACGCCGAGAAGUCGCCGUUCCUCACCGAACGGCUCAAGAUCUGGAUGCUCCCGACCCUCGCGCUCAUCUCCAAGGAGAAGGUGCUCGACUACGUCGUCGGGUUCGACGAUCUCGGGGGCACCGACGACUUCCCCACCGAGCAUCUCCGGCUGUGUCUCGCGGCGAAGGGCAUGCUCAACUACGAGGGCGGCGACGAGGGAUCGGACGCCAACCCGCGGGCGCAGAAGAAGGCGACGACGGUGAUCGAGAAGAGGAACCUUCGCAAGGGCGGAGGGACCUUGGUGCUCGGGUCGGAGGACGAGACCAGCGACUUCUCCGACUGA
Molecule: messenger RNA, 663 nt
Organism: Micromonas commoda
Lineage: Eukaryota; Viridiplantae; Chlorophyta; Mamiellophyceae; Mamiellales; Mamiellaceae
Exons: 1
Coding region: 1-663 (220 amino acids)
Biological process (GO): microtubule cytoskeleton organization
Cellular component (GO): cytoplasm
Source: RefSeq, a predicted model, not a curated record